AUGGCAAUUUCGACCUGGCCCGUUUUACCCGACCUGUUUGACCUUUCGUGUCACAUUUCCAUCGCCGCUUUGCUCGUUUUCUUCAGUUGGUGCACUGCCGCUGAUUUCUUCAACUGGAAGCCUCCACAGAUCCCAGAAAUCGUGUUGCUUGAACAUACCUUUAGAGAAGCUGCUGCAGUCUUCCACAGAAGAUUCAAUCAGGCGCUGGCCAUUCUCCUUGAUAUCGCCUGCGGAAGAGAUCCAAGACUCUUCUUUCUGGCGAUUGUGUUUCUGUACAUAGUAUCAGUGGUUGGCACAUGUUUCAGCUUCCUGAAUUUCCUUUAUCUGGGGUACGUCGGAAUCCAAACGGUGCCCUUCCUGUACGAGCAGUACGAGGCCGAGGUGGACUACAUUGCGGGAACAUUGAUGAGAGAUGUGAGGAGGGCGUAUAGGAAGUUCGACUCCAGGGUACUCAACAAGAUACCAAGAGGCCCUGUCAAGGAAAAGAAGGCACGAUAGACAAAAACCGCUACUUGUUCUCUACUUUAACUCACUGCUCUUUCACUAGUACAUCAUCUGUAUCAUAUUCAUACACACACACACACACAUGCACUCGUUUACUUACAAUUGCAUGAUACUGACUGUAACUAUUGGAAUCAGAAACUAUCCAC
Molecule: messenger RNA, 650 nt
Organism: Linum tenue
Lineage: Eukaryota; Viridiplantae; Streptophyta; Magnoliopsida; Malpighiales; Linaceae
Source: the annotation of a GenBank genome assembly